Penicillium subrubescens is the source of this 189-nucleotide messenger RNA. RefSeq lists its product as uncharacterized. NCBI's taxonomy places the organism in Eukaryota, Fungi, Ascomycota, Eurotiomycetes, Eurotiales, Aspergillaceae. Bases 1 to 189 code for a protein of 62 amino acids. The record is from RefSeq and is a predicted model, not a curated record. The transcript has a single exon.
AUGGCUGCUGGCGUAACAACCCCAACGAGUCUUGCUGGGCGUCCUUUUACCCCUCCACCAACCGAGGAGAAACCCUCAUCUAAGCGAACCGAGGCCGUCAUCAACUUUUUCCGACGUCAUCGGGGGGCUUCCGGCCAGGCGCGUGGACUCAGUACCAGGUCGACUCCGGCGACUAUAAGAGCCUUUUAA